Messenger RNA from Lonchura striata (white-rumped munia), 1659 nucleotides. RefSeq names its product solute carrier family 1 member 7 (gene SLC1A7). The record is from RefSeq and is a predicted model, not a curated record. Gene Ontology annotation, cellular component: plasma membrane. Lineage: Eukaryota; Metazoa; Chordata; Aves; Passeriformes; Estrildidae. Gene Ontology annotation, biological process: L-glutamate transmembrane transport. Gene Ontology annotation, molecular function: glutamate:sodium symporter activity; L-glutamate transmembrane transporter activity; neutral L-amino acid transmembrane transporter activity.
AUGGCGGUGGCCCUGGAUGCAAUCCUCGCUCGGAUCAAAGAUGUUUGUAAAAGGAACGGGCUGCUCAUCCUCUCCGUGUUGUCCGUCACCAUUGGCUGCCUCCUGGGAUUCUUCCUGAGGACAAGGCGACUCUCCCAGCAGGAAAUUAGCUACUUCCAGUUUCCUGGUGAGUUACUGAUGAGGAUGCUGAAAAUGCUCAUUCUCCCUCUGGUUGUCUCAAGCUUGAUGUCUGGGCUGGCAGCCCUGGAUGCCAAGACUUCCAGUCGCUUGGGAAUCAUAACUGUCACUUACUACCUGUGGACAACCUUUGUGGCUGUGGUUGUGGGAAUAAUUAUGGUGUCCAUUAUCCACCCUGGUGGAGCAGCACAGAAGGAGAGCACUGAGGAGGGUGGAAAGCCCAUCAUGAGCUCUGCAGAUGCACUGCUGGACUUAAUCCGGAACAUGUUUCCAGCCAAUCUUGUUGAGGCCACAUUCAAGCAGUAUCGCACCAGGAGUAUUCCCAUCAUUAAAUCGAACAGAGCGGCACCCGAGAGCAGCACCCGCCGCAUCAUCGUCUACGGCGUGCAGGACGAGAACGGCUCCAACGUCCAGAACUUUGCCUUGGAUAUCACCCCCCCUCCUGAAGUGAUUUACAAAUCAGAGCCAGGUGCCAGUGAUGGCAUGAAUGUACUUGGGAUUGUGAUAUUCUCUGCCACGAUGGGUAUAAUGUUGGGAAGAAUGGGGAACAGCGGCGUCCCUUUGGUCAGCUUUUGCCAGUGUUUGAACGAAUCUGUCAUGAAGAUAGUGGCAGUUGCUGUUUGGUAUUUUCCAUUUGGAAUUGUGUUCCUAAUAGCUGGCAAAAUCUUAGAAAUGGAUGACCCCUCAGCCAUUGGGAAGAAGCUGGGUUUCUAUGCCAUUACGGUGGUGUGCGGCCUGGUGGUGCACGGGCUCUUCAUCCUGCCAAUGAUGUACUUCUUCAUCACCAAGAAGAAUCCCAUUGUCUUCAUCAGAGGGAUCCUUCAAGCCUUGCUCAUUGCUCUGGCCACAUCCUCCAGCUCAGCCACUCUGCCUAUCACUUUCAAGUGCUUGCUGGAGAACAACCACGUGGACAGGAGGAUCGCGCGCUUCGUGCUGCCCGUGGGAGCCACCAUCAACAUGGACGGGACGGCGCUGUACGAGGCCGUGGCCGCCAUCUUCAUCGCCCAAGUCAACAACUACGAGCUGGACUUUGGGCAGAUCAUCACCAUAAGUAUCACAGCAACAGCUGCCAGCAUAGGUGCUGCAGGCAUCCCACAAGCUGGCCUGGUGACAAUGGUGAUUGUUCUCACCUCGGUGGGGCUCCCAACAGAUGACAUCACGUUAAUUAUUGCCGUCGACUGGGCACUAGACAGGUUUAGAACGAUGAUCAAUGUCCUGGGGGACGCGCUGGCUGCUGGGAUCAUGGCCCACAUCUGCCGGAAGGAGUUCAUCAAGGAUGGUGACGAGAUUGUGGCUUACCAGAGGAAUGGCUGUGUGAAGACCAUGAAUGAAUCUCGUGGACCAGAAACAGUGAAAGAGCUGCAGCACCAUAUACCCAUACAAGUGGAGCAAGAAGAAACUCCAGUGGAGAAUCACACUAAGAAAUCCAACAGUAAAGACCACUGCACUAUUGAAAUAAAUGAACUAGAAACAAAUGUGUGA